Molecule: messenger RNA, 1512 nt
Organism: Ruditapes philippinarum (Manila clam)
Lineage: Eukaryota; Metazoa; Mollusca; Bivalvia; Venerida; Veneridae
Exons: 5
Coding region: 39-986 (315 amino acids)
Source: RefSeq, a predicted model, not a curated record
CUGUAACAAAAUCUGGGUGGAAAAAAGACGGGAAGAGAAUGGCACAGAAGCCAGACAACCGUGUCCAUCUAUUCCGUUUACAAAUUAUCAUCAUAGAUGGAGGUCUCCUUGUUCUAAGAAAUAUAAUUGAUCAGAAACUGACUGCUCAAUGCUUAACUCUAAGUGCAUGUUUGAAUAACGAAAAGGCAACAAUUACACGUUUGAAAAGCCGCGCCGUUAUAACACAGGCACAAUAUGACAUAUUGUUUCCUACAGGUGGCCAAGCCCCAACUACGUCGGAGAUGGACUUCACGCUUAUCAUAUGUCUUCUAAGAUGCUUGAAGUGUUUUGGAUUGAAUAAGAAAUUUGACUGGAGCACAAAACCCAUUUCAACCGAUAAAACAGUUGAGGCAGAUAUAUAUCGGUUAAAAGCUUAUCGAAAUAAAAUAUGUCAUCUGCCUACAACAACUGGAAUACAACCUAAUGAUUUUGUAAAUUGGUGGAAUGACAUUGAGCAGAUACUUGUUCGACAAAGUUCUCCAGCUCUGAACAUCAAGCAAACAAUUGCCGAAUUCAAAACCUGUCAACUAGAUCCGGAGGAAGAGAAAAGGUUACAAGAAGAAGUAAAAAAGUGGAAGGACUAUGAAGCCGUUGUUGACCGAUUGGAUGAAGAAAUGAUACAAGUGCAAACAGAUGUUGCUGAAGUUAAGAAAGAAGUUGAAGCAAAGUUUACCGGAGUGGAGAAAGACAUGAAAGAAGUAGAGGCAAAGAUUACCGGAGUGGAGGAAAAACUCGAGAAGAUAGAAAAACGACAAGAUGCAGAGAAAAGUAACGAAGGUGUCUCUCCAAUACAGACAGCGGAGGAAAAAUAUCAAACUCGCAAGAAGGAGGACAUACAGAAUCAUGGAAACAUUUUUCAGAGGUUCUUUGGCAGAAUACAAUAUGCCCGUAUGAAAAGAAGUAAGUUUUUAUUUACAAACACUAUGAAUGUGGUAUUCCAGAAUUAAGAUACAGUCAAAUCUUUGGUAAAUAAAGUUAACCUCUGAUUUAAGACCACCCUCUAACUAAAGAUCCUAUUUGAAAACCAUCAUUGAAAAAAUACAGCAAAGUACAUUCCGAAUAAAGAACACUUGGAUUUUAGAAUUUAGACGGCCUUAAUUCACCAGUUCAACUGUACUGUUUUAUUAGCUUGACUUUUUUGUUGUUUUUUUUUUUUUCGGAGAAAAUAAUUGAUCUAUUGCUACAGUCAUCGUUUCCGUUCCCGUUUCGUCCAAAACAAUAUUUUGUUGUUAGUGUUUUGUUAGAGUAUUUCUCACUACAAUAGUCUUCCUCCGAUGAAUAAGAGAAUGUCGAACGAGCGUGUCACAGCUAGGCGGUGGCUCUUGUUUUAAUUGUUUGGGUCUUUAAACCCAAACCAAUAAUGUAAGCAUAAAUUCGAAGCCUAUGCAUCGCUUUUUUUAUCAAAAGCCGCAUGCAGUCCGUCUACAUACAUUAGCGGUCACCCUUCAGAAAAUAGAUACAUUGUUCCCCAAU